UAUCGAUGCCAGGUAUCUGAAAAACGUAAACAUUUUGCAACACGUGCGCGGCGUUUUACAAACUUGUGAUACAAAAUGGAAUUAUUUACAGUGAAUCGUUACACGGAGGAUCACAAAAAAUCCAAAGGCAGUGGCGAGACUGCAAACGAAGAUGCCAUUCUGCAAAAGUUGCUCCAGAAAGCUGAAAAGCGCAAAAGAAAACACAAAAGCAGCGAGCCAGAGGCACCACAGGAAACUGUUGAAGAUAUUAAAGAACCAGAAGCAAAGGAAGACGCUACACAAGAUGAAGUCGAAACAGAACCUACAGAGGAAACAGCACCCACGGAAGAAGUGGAUUCCAAUGAUUUCCAAGUCAUUGGCUCCACAGCCAAGAAGCAAAAAGUCGAAAUGGUUCUUCCCGCUUGGCUGGCACAUCCCACCAUCAUUGAAGGCGGCAACCUGAUACCAGAUGGCGAUGCUGAAGCAGCUGGUGAUGAUGAAGCGUCUAUCAAACAGCUGUCAUAUUUAGAGAAGUCCACAUUGAGAGCGCUAAAGCAAAUGAAAAUCAAGCGACUGUUUCCUGUGCAACGCGCGGUCAUUCCAUGGGUGCUGGAGGCGCAAUCCAAACCAGAACCAUUCCGGCCACGCGACAUUUGCGUCUCGGCACCCACGGGUAGCGGAAAGACCUUGGCCUUUGCCAUUCCCAUUGUCCAGAUGCUGGCGAAUCGUGUAGAGUGCAAAGUGCGUGCUUUGGUUGUGCUGCCUGUGGCUGAGUUGGCACUGCAGGUGUUUAAAGUGUUCAGUGUGCUGUGCAGCCACACGGAACUGCAAGUGUGUUUGCUUUCCAAGCAGCAUCGUCUGGAGGAUGAGCAGAAAAAGAUGGUGGAGCAGUACAAAGAUUCCUACUACUCCAAAGUGGAUAUUGUCGUGACCACACCAGGUCGUUUGGUCGAUCAUCUGCAUGCUACGAAGGGAUUCUGCUUGAAAUCACUGCAGUUUCUGGUCAUCGAUGAGGCAGAUCGCAUUAUGGACGCAGUCUUUCAAAACUGGUUGUAUCACUUGGACUCACAUGUGCGCAGCACAGCGGAUCAACUGCUGGCGGGUGUGCAGGCUCCACUGUGCUACCAGGAGUUACUCGAUAGCUAUGGCAAGCAACCGCAUAAGCUGCUCUUUUCGGCCACACUCUCGCAGGAUCCCGAGAAGCUGCAGAAUUUGCGUCUGUUCCAACCCAAGCUCUUUACCACAGUCUUGACGUUGCCCAAACUACAGCCCAAGCUGGAGAAUGGCGAGCAGACCGAACAAGAUGUGCAACAGAGCGCCAAUCAGUUUAUUGGCAAAUACACAACGCCAGCGGAGUUAACGGAGCUGCAUUGUCUCACAGAGAUGCGCUAUAAACCACUUACGCUGUAUGCACUGGUUCAACAGUAUGGCUGGAAGAGAUUCUUGUGUUUCACCAACAGUGCAGACACCGCGGAUCGUCUGGGCUUUGUGCUGAGCAGUCUUUUCAAAGACACUUCGAUUCAUGUCGCCGAGUUGUCGUCCAAGAUGUCUGCGCACAACCGCAAGGUUAGACUUUCACAAUUUAUGCGUGGUGGGAUCAAUGGUUUGAUCUGUUCAGAUGCCUUGGCGCGUGGUAUUGAUGUGCCCAACGUGGAUAUUGUGGUGUCCUACGAUGCGCCGCGUCACAUCAAGACCUACAUCCACCGCGUGGGUCGCACAGCUCGUGCUGGACAAAAGGGAACAGCGGUCACGCUGCUCACCGACCAGGAUCAGCAGCAAUUCAAGAAAAUGCUCAACGAGGUGGGCAAAUCGUUGGGUGACGAAAUUACCACUUCACCAGAUCUUGAACUGCAACAUGCCGGCAUCUACAAGACAGCGCUGGAAGGCUUGCGUCGACGCCAGGAGAACCAAAAGAAGGAUCAGCGCGUGGAGAAGAUUCGCAAGUCCCGCAAAGCCAAUCUGCAUAAGCAGGCAGGUGGUGCUGAUGGUUUGACACUCAUGGAGAAGCUGCAAUUAAAGGCGAUUGAUGAUCUAGCAGACGAGAAGCCGAAAGAGGAGCCAAAGCAGCCUAAGCCCGAAGGCCAAAAAGGUCCAAAAGCGCAAAAUACGCAACUGAUGAGAUUGGAUCACCAGUUGAAAUGUUGAAUAUAGCUAUGAAAUAUAUUUUUAUUGAUUAUAUUU
Molecule: messenger RNA, 2160 nt
Organism: Drosophila albomicans
Lineage: Eukaryota; Metazoa; Arthropoda; Insecta; Diptera; Drosophilidae
Gene: Dbp73D
Product: probable ATP-dependent RNA helicase Dbp73D
Exons: 3
Coding region: 76-2124 (682 amino acids)
Cellular component (GO): nucleus
Molecular function (GO): ATP binding; nucleic acid binding
Source: RefSeq, a predicted model, not a curated record